Molecule: messenger RNA, 882 nt
Organism: Laccaria bicolor S238N-H82
Lineage: Eukaryota; Fungi; Basidiomycota; Agaricomycetes; Agaricales; Hydnangiaceae
Exons: 3
Coding region: 1-882 (293 amino acids)
Source: RefSeq, a predicted model, not a curated record
AUGUUUGAAAACACACGGAAAAUCUUGCAUGUAUUAAAUCACUUGCUAUUUUCAUUAUUAUUUUGCGGUAGUUUACGAAUCGACUUGGAAUCGACGACGCUUCUUCAACGGAGGAUGCAACUCCGUCUACCGCGGUUUCAAAAAGAAGCCUGCGGGUAUCGGCGAUCCGGAUCGAGAUAUACCAAUCGACUCAUCACUGAAGAAACGAGUCACGCACUCAUCACAAUCGAUCCCAAAGUGGAUGACGCCGGCCUUCUAGAUCGCGCGGAAUACGAUGGCCAAAUCGCCACUCCAUACAUCCUCAACUUGCUUGUCAUCUCGAAGAACCGUGAAUUUGCGAACGGCAUGAAGGAUACAUUUAGAACGUUCAUGCUGAAUCCUUUUACUCGAUCAGCUGCUGGAGUCAUAUUCGAGGGUCGGGGACAUUUAUAUCUAUUCAGCUCUCUCAAGUCACCACUUAUUAUUCAGCCGCUUUCGAUGGAUGAGAAACCUGUCUCGGUAAAGUUACAGCACGCUGAAAGGAUUCACUUUUUCAAGGAUCUGCCGACCAGUUUCAACAAUCUCAAUGUCAAUCUUUACUACCAACCGCUGUCCCCGACAACUCUUGGGAUCGACUCGUUUUGCCUUGAGGUGGAUGACAACGGGGUGGCCACCUCCGUUGUUUUCUUCCAGUUCACAAUUAGUGAAAAUCACCCUAUCAAUCCGUCCUUUGUGUCUAAGUUAUGGAAGAAAGGCACACGUGUUAGGAAUCAGCCCAAGUGGAAGCUCGUCUUUAUCGUCCCAUUGGAGGAUGUACCCACUUUUCGAACACAGAUAUGGAAAUCUGAUGGAGAUAUUUGGAGUCGUCGGGUUUCUCACCUACUAUGCGAGGUGGGCGAGUGA